GGAUGUUUUCGUUGAUUAUUUGAGCCUGUUGUCAAAGCGUUUCAGAGACAGAGAUUAAUGUUGUGACAGUUUUCACGUGGUGUUUAGAAAGAAAGCAGCAACUGUGCAUUACAUGACGAGUAAGUUACAAACUUAAUCGCACAGAUUGAUUACCUAUCAUAUCAGUAACCUAAACAUACAAAAUGAGCUAAUUAUCUGUUUAUCUAAUAAUUAAAAUAAAUCAAGAUUGCGAGCCUACUGAUGCAGUGGUUCCGGAUCAUGUGGUACAUUUCAAAACAUUUCUUUAUCUUUCGUUUGUUUGUUUGUUUGUUUUUAAAUCGUCAUUGUUUUGAAGGAACAAAAAUAUAUUGAAAAUUAAGUUUCGAUCUAUGAUGUAUUUUCUGCCAUCCCCUUUUUGUUUUUGUUGUUAAAAGUGUGUUAAAUUGUCAGAUUUUAAACAAAGUAUUACUUAAUAUUGUCUAUUUUCUAAUUGAAUUAACAUCAAUGUAAAAUUAAAGUGUCACAUAUUUUAUCUAUAAUUAAGACCUUGAAUUGAUUUUUUUAGCUAAAGCAUGGGAAAAGCGAGGAAGAAAACUGUUAGUCCCAAGGGAAAGACAAAACUGAGCCCUGCCUUGAAAGUAUUGAAAAAAUACAGAUAUCCUAGCUCUCCAGGGCAACCUGGUCGGGUCAGGAGGGCAUUGUAUGAUAUUCAACAAAAUAAGGUAUCUAUAAGAAGUGCAGGCAAUAAAUAUAAUUUAAGUUAUGGAUACCUACACAGGAGAGUUUCAGGUGAGGUAGCAGCAGAUGCCAGAAAUGGUCCUACCUCAAUUUUCAGCAAAGAAGAAGAAACCUCUAUGGCAAAGUGGUUAUCAGAGAUGGCUCUAAGAGGCAUGGGACUAAAACCUGGUGAAUUUCUAGAUUUUGUACAAAAUAUUGUGAAACAAGAAAAGAGAAUGACACCUUUCAAAGAUGAUCGUCCCAGUCAUGAUUGGUAUUAUGCAUUUAUGGCAAGAAACUCUCAAUUACUACAAAUAAGGAAGGAAACCCCUAUUGAGACAAGUAGGGCAAGAGAAAACUGAAAAAUGGUAUGGUAGGUUCAAGGAUUUUAUUGUCUCAAAAAACCUAUUAAACAAGCCACAUUGCAUUUGGAAUGCUGAUGAAACAGGUUUUAGUGUGGGAAGUGUGGCCAGUAAGGUUAUUGGUCCACCAUCCAGAGAUCAGUCACAAGUACCACACUUGGUGGGGGGUCAUAGGAAGCAACGUUUUACCGUUAGGUUUUGUGGAAGUGCCGAUGGUAACAUCAUGCCACCAUUUUUUAUUUACCCUCAACCAAAACCAAAGGGUUAUAAUCCCCUGAAUAUUGAUGGUAGUUAAAUAGCUUAUACAAAAAAGGGAUGGAUGGACAAUGCCAUGUUCAGCCAAUUUAUUCAGCAUUUUGAUAAGAAUGCUGGUGAAGAGGGGCCUGUUGUGUUGUUAAUGGAUAGCGUCAGUAGUCAUGUUGACAUGUCUUCCUUUCAGUAUGCAAAGGAGAGGGGAAUAGAAUUGUAUCGUUUGUUACCAAAUACCACACAUAUUAUGCAGCCCCUUGAUGUUGGAGUGUUUGGAGCAUCAAAAGCCAGGUGGCCUCAAGUUUUAAGAGAACACACUAGAGAGAAUCCAGGAACACCGAUUCAGAAGCACAACUUUACAGAGAAGUGGAAGGAAGCAUUUCUUUUGUUUUAUAAACCCCUCACAGUCAUUAACAGUUUCAAAUCAUCAGGAAUCUAUCCUAUUGAUGCUAGUGCAGUUGCCUCAUCCAAAUUCAAAACUGGGCACACCUUUAAUGAACCAGAUCACCAAGAAAACUCAGAAAAACCAAGUGAAGAAAAAAAUAGUGAAGCUAGGAAAGCAGAAUUUGCACUGGAGGCAAUAGAAAGUGAACUCUCUACUCUAACAAAAGACAAAUAUCAGAAAUGAAUAGAAGAGGGUGAUGAUGUUGAAGGUACUUCUCCAUGCUUUGGCAUUUACAAGAAAUUGUAUGACAAGUCCAAUAGAAUUUCAAAAACAAGCAGUGAGGAGAAUAUCAGAAAGACAGGUUUAGACAUGUUGGCCGAAGCUGCCUGUAAACAAAUACCAACUGAGGAACAGCAGUGCAGUGAUGAAUCAUUUCAGUGUGAUGAAGCAAGUAACAUAUCAUCUGUGUUGGAAGAUUCACUUGUGUUUCCACAGGUGAAACCACAAGUUAACAAGAGGUACUGUGAGCAAUGCUCACUAAGAAUACCCCCCGCUUAUCCCAAUCUCCCAAAGGGUGUUGGUAAUAGGUAUAAACUACCUCUUUUCUGAGUGUAAAAAACAAAUGGCAUGACAAACCGAACCAUAUUGCUACUUCGAUGUCCAGUGCGUGUGACCUUUGACCUUUUGACCCCAAAAUCGAUAGGGAACAUCUUCAUCCCAUGGGUAGUCCAUAUGUAUGAUAUGGUGACGGUAGGUGGAAAGGAUAAUGCUUUAGAGCCCGGAAACCAUAUUGCUACUUCGAUGUCCAGUGCACUUGACCUUUGACCUUUUGACCCCAAAAUUAAUAGGGAACAUCUUCAUCCCAUGGGUAGUCCAUAUGUAUGAUAUGGUGACUGUAGGUGGAAAGGAUAACGCUUUAGAGCCCGGAAACCAUAUUGCUACUUCGAUGUCCAGUGCGUUUGACCUUUGACCUUUUGACCCCAAAAUCGAUAGGGAACAUCUUCAUCCCAUGGGUAGUCCAUAUGUAUGAUAUGGUGACAGUAGGUGGAAAGGAUAAUGCUUUAGAGUCCGGAAACCAUUGCGUCUACAGACGGACGGACGGACGGACGGACAACCCGAUUCCAGUAUACCCCCCCCCCCCACAACUUGUUGCGGGGGGUAUAAAAAGAGGAAAAGCCUUCUUGAUACUUUACCAGACAAUGUAACAUCACCAGAAUGCUUGCAUGCUAUGUAUUUGAAAGACCUUGAGAAAGUUAAAUUGUUUGCUGAGAGGGAAAGGAAAGCAAGGAAGAAAUACAUGUCUGAAAGUGCUGGGGAAAGAAUACAUGUCUGAAAGUGCUGGGGAAAGUAAGAGUAAAAUAGAUUCAAAAGUAACAAGAAAUAAUAGAGACAGGAGAAAGAAGCCUUCAAAACAAA
This is a messenger RNA of Ostrea edulis (European flat oyster), 3108 nucleotides long. RefSeq lists its product as uncharacterized. Gene Ontology annotation, molecular function: nucleic acid binding. The transcript has a single exon. NCBI's taxonomy places the organism in Eukaryota, Metazoa, Mollusca, Bivalvia, Ostreida, Ostreidae. The record is from RefSeq and is a predicted model, not a curated record. The coding region runs from base 1378 to 1935 and encodes 185 amino acids.